CGCAGCCGAGAUCACGUAAGGGGAAGCGCUGCCCUCCUGCAGGUCUCCGAGCCUCGGUGCCUGCGCAGCACAGCCCCCGGAGUCCCCCCAUGUCCUGGUUCAUGGCCAGGGCACUGGGGUGCAGAGCCCAGAGAUGGCUGGCACAGCAGUGUGCGGAUCAUGUGGGCAAGCACAGGCGGCAUUUCUGCCACCAGCAUAGAGAGUGGCAGAUGCCAGCCCCACGGAUCCUCCAUCUGCCUCCCAGCCACCCCCAACCCUCCUUUAACAGCACAACACCCCUAAGCCCACCUCGUAGAGUACCACAAACGCCCUGCAUGAGACCCCCACGCCCACCUACACAUUUACCCCUUCCUGCUGCACUCCGGGCACCCUGCACCCCCUGACCCAGAUGCAAAUCCCUGCAGCCCCUCUGUACCAUUAAACCUGCGGUAGGAUGACUGGGGGAGCAGAAACCCCUCAGACGUAGGGACGACUGCAAUCCCUGUUCCCUGCAGAGCCCCCAGCCCUGAGCAGCCCCCAGUCCAGGGAAGGGGGUAAGUGCUGCCCUGGCACACCCAGCCCUCGCACCACGCACAGUCGCCCCCAGCCCAGUUUGCAGACGAUCAAGGCUCCCCUCCCGCCGGUACUUUUCCAUACACACCCUCCAUGGUCCUUUGUUCUGUGCAAAUCCCGGAUCCGGCCCGCUCUCGGCAUGAGGGUUGUAUAUACCCCCUGCCCUCCCCGGAUUCACCCCACAGCCAAUCCCCCCUGGGUGCUCCCCUGCCCUCGGAGGGGGCGCGGGCGAGGGUCCCGAGACUCGAGGGGCUGAGCUCGGGCCCGGCCGCCCCCGCCCGCUUGCCUGGCUGCGGCCGCUGCCUCCUUCGCCUCUGCCCGGAGCCGAGACACCGGAGCCGCCGGGAUGCGCAGCCGCCACGGGGCAGCGGAGCCUUCCAGUGGUACCGGAGCCACCCGGGGCACCAGAGCCUGCCAAGAGUACCGGAGCCGCCCGCGGGUACGGGAGGUGCCGAGCUGCCCGGGUGCGGAGCCACCCAAAGGGACCAUCUGUGCUGUAGGGAGAGGCUGCUCUGCUCAAGGAUCUACAGCUGGAGCAAGCAAGACCCCAAGAUGAGAGUGAGGCUUCCCUCUGUGACUGCGAAGACCAGGAAUGUGCAGUGUGUGGUGGAAAAGAGGGCUCGAUCCUGCUCACGAGCACAAAGCAUGCAAGGGACCAGGACACCAGGUCACAGCAAUGUCCCCACGCUUACUUCAAGGCAGAUGAUCCCUGUCCGCAGCCAGGAGGGGAAACAUCCAGAGCAGCACCAUCCCGGGGUGCACAGCCCGGAAGGUUCGGGACCCCCCGCGAGGGCUGGGAGAACCGGACACAGGGCACGGCUGAAUGAGCCCGGUCCCAGGGCUCGCGGGAGCCUCAGGGACAGAGGCGAGCCACCCCUGCCAUUCCUGCAGCGUGGCAUCAUCGCUGCGCACGAUGCCGCUGGAGUAAUUGCCGCCGGAGUAAUUGCCGCCGGGCUGGGUGCCAGCGCAGCGCCCGCCCUCAGCCCCCGGCACAGGAGAUAACUCAAUCUGCCCUUCCUGCCUCCUCCACACAACGGGGGGGCCCCGCUCCCCCCUGCUCCGCCCAGGGACCCCCCCGGCGUGGCUGAGUGGGGAGGGAGGCGAUGUGGGGCACUGGGGCAGCCUCCCGGCGCUCAAAGGCCGUUCCUUGCAUCCCCCUACCCUAAUUUGAGGCAUCUGCUUGGCAAAGCCCGAGGGCUUCCCGUUGCAAAGGCCACCGGAGCAUUUUAAUAGCGUGCUUUUGCCUGGCUUCCUUCCUGGGAAUAAACCACGUCCUGGCGAUAAGGAGCAUAAAACCCCAGGGUUAAGGGCCAGCGGCCAAAGCUGGGAGCGGGCAGAGCUGCACCACCCCCCCCCCCCCCCCCGCCCCGGCUCAGCCCGGCCGGGCUGGGGGAACACGGCCUCCAGAGCCCUGCCACAGCCCGGCCCUGCAAAACAGGACACAAUAAAAUCCAUUUGGAGCCCGAGUGACAGCAGGGAAGGGCAGAGGGAUGGCUGGCUCGUGCUCCGUGGCUGCUGCGGGCAGCAUGCCUGCCCUGUGGAGCAGCGCGUUUGGGGGGCCAUCCCCCCGUGCCCUGCAGCCUUUGCUUGCCCAGAAGUAGAUGCCACUGCCCAGAGGAGUCAGAUCUCAGGAAGGUGAGCUUGACCCCCAUCGAGUGGCUCUGUGCUUCCCCCGGAGCACUGCCUGCAUCCUGGGGACAGAAAGGAUGUCCCAAGCCGCGUCCAGGAGUCACACCUUCCCCAAGCAGUGGAGGUGCUUUGAGUCCCCAGACUCACCACUGCCAUAGAGUCCGGGAGGGUUUUGUCCUUGGCCUGCUCAACUUGAAGCUCUUCCCAAAGUGUAUUUUAAUAAACUGUAUUUUAGACUGAACAAAGUGAA
Haemorhous mexicanus (house finch) is the source of this 2431-nucleotide messenger RNA. RefSeq lists its product as uncharacterized. Bases 646 to 1554 code for a protein of 302 amino acids. The transcript has 3 exons. Lineage: Eukaryota; Metazoa; Chordata; Aves; Passeriformes; Fringillidae. The record is from RefSeq and is a predicted model, not a curated record.